Molecule: messenger RNA, 3889 nt
Organism: Nasonia vitripennis (jewel wasp)
Lineage: Eukaryota; Metazoa; Arthropoda; Insecta; Hymenoptera; Pteromalidae
Product: nucleolar protein 14 homolog
Exons: 5
Coding region: 992-3784 (930 amino acids)
Biological process (GO): maturation of SSU-rRNA
Cellular component (GO): Noc4p-Nop14p complex; small-subunit processome; nucleolus
Source: RefSeq, a predicted model, not a curated record
GAAUCGAUCAAAUGCUAAAUUGACUUUUAGCAGGGUGCUGUUUUAUUUGUUUCCAAGUAAAGCUUUAUUUGAAUCGUGGCGCAGAUAUAAAUGCAUUAACGAGAGAUGCAGGCGAGUCUCGGUCGGUACAUGCAAGCAUUUCAGUAAUAGAUUAUCUGCUCGACCUCGGCGCAAACGUUAAUCUGCAAACCAACAAAGAUCGCACAGCGUUGCAGAACGCAUAUUUACCGCUCUCGAUUAAGAACACUCAAUUUGAGAACAUGGUGUUCACGAUGUUUCUGCUGGCUGAAGACUCCGAGGACAAUAGGUCAUUGGCUCUGAUCACAUCUGCUAUGGAAAUAUGGAACGGCCAGGAGUCAAGCUGCUGGUCAAUUCGUUGGCCUUGAGAAAAGCUAUCCAGCCGUUGAUCGAAUUGAAGGACAUGAGUAUUAUCGAACAGCAUCCGACGUUGCAGGAUUGUUAUCGGCAGAGCUUGGAAGAGAUCGACGAGGUUCAUCGAUGUUCGACCUCGUCGCGAAAAGACGAUGUUGGAUCGCCAAGCUCGACAUUCAUAAUGCUUUCGAGCGCGCGCGAAAAUACUAUCACGCGAUGCUGGAACAGGUAGACUUGAUCGACAAGGCUGCUCAUCGUGGUGUGCCUUUGCCGAUUGUUGUUAACAAAAGGGAACUUAUCCCCGUGCAAUAUACGGUAUUGUGCCAAGUUUAAUUUUAAUCAGUAAAUAAAGUAAAUGAGAGAAAAGAUCCCGCCGCUGCGUCACGAUGCUAUCUUUUAUGACGUCGCUAACCCGGUCAAAGUACGCGAUAUCCGUCAUCGAUAACUCUACUCAAACAUAUGAGGACCGUCAGUCCGUGUGCACACGUGUAUUUAGCAGCGGUUGAUGGUUUUUAUAUUGCAAGAAGUUAUAAAUGAUGUGAUUUAAAAAGUAUUUAAUAGUAUCGAUAUUAAUACAUAAUUCUACGCUCGUUCACCUAUAGAAACUUAAAAGACAACGAUGGCAAAGGUCAAAAACAAAAAGUCAAAUUUGGCAGACUCCUAUGCCAAAAGGAGAAAACAGCAACAAACGAAAAAGACUCUCACGCCUUUUGAAGUGCACGUCAACAGAGACAAGCAAAAGGUUCUGGGCAGAAAGAGUAAAGCAGAUACGGGCUUACCUGGGAUUGCCAGAACGAAAGCCAUAGCCAAACGUAAAAAUACGUUGCUCAAUGAGUACAAAGUCAGAGACAAAGAUAACAUUUUCUUAGAUAGGCGAAUAGGAGAAAGAAAUUCCGGCAUGACACAAGAGGACAAAGCAAUGGCUAGGUUUGCUGCAGAAAGAGUCAAAGCUCACAGUAAGAAGAACAUAUUUAACUUAAACGACGAAGAAGUGCUGACUCACAGAGGCCAGUCUUUGAUGGACAUUGAGAAGUAUGAUGAUCCAAGAAGUGACGAGGAUGAUUACAGUGAUGAUGAGAAUAAAACAGGAAAAUUGGAUAAAAAGUUUGUUGGAGAUGCUCAUUUUGGUGGUGGAGUUUUGUCAAAACCAGACUCUGAAAUGUCAAGAAAAGAUCUAAUAGAACAGUUAAUCGUAGAAUCAAAGAAACGCAAAGCUGAGAGGCAAAAAGUUAGAGAACAAACUAUUGACUUGACUGAAAAAUUGGACUCCGAGUGGCGUGAUUUGUUACCAUUAGUGGCAUCAUCGAACAAGGCUUUGAAAGAGGUAGAAUUAGAAAAACCAAAGGCUGAUGAUUAUGACAUCGCCAUGAGAGAGCUUAAAUUCGAAGCCAGAGGAAUGCCAACUGACAAAUUAAAACCAGAAGAACAGAUAGCCAAAGAGGAGAAAAUCAAGUUAGAAAAGUUAGAAGAAGACAGAUUAGCUAGGAUGAAAGGAUUUUCAGAAGAAGCCGAGUUUCAAAGAAAGCACAAGUCAGCUGAUGACUUGGAUGAUUUUCACAUUGAAAGAAUUGUAGACGAAGGAUCUGAUAAUGAAAAUGACGCUCCUGAUUUACAAAGUAUCUUGGCCAAGCAUAAAAAUAAAAUUAAAAAUAAUGAAAACAUUGAAGCGGAUGAUAGAGAUGAAGAUGAGGAGGGUGAAGAGGAUGAGGAUGAGGAGGCUGAAGAGGAUGAGAAUGAGGAAGGAGAAGAGGGUUCUGAAGAUGAAAACUUGAGUGAAGAAGCUGAUGAGGAUGAUGGAGAAGAAGAAGAAGAUGGCGAAGAAUCAGAAGAUGAUUUGUCGGAUCUGAAAGAGUCAGAAUCAUCAGAAGAUGAAGAAGAAAUAGAAAAUACCGAUAUUAAUGAUAAAGAGAAAGCAACAAAAAGGGAUAAUAUUGUACAUAAGAAGACUGAAUCAGUAAAGGAUAGUAGUGUAAAAAGUGUAGCAAAUGACGAUUCCACAAAAGGUCAGAAGAGUCCUGUAAUUGUAAAUACGGAAACUGUAGACGAGUCUACUGAGAAUACUGAAUCAUAUGUAAAUAUAGAAGAAAGGGAAGCAAUCAUGGAAAAAGCUCGCCAAGAAUUGCCUUACACAUUCAAGGCACCGGCAACAUAUGAAGAAUUACUAGAUCUAUUUAAAGAUAAAAAUCCUGACUAUCAAGCUGUUAUUGUUGAAAGGAUUGUCAAAUGCAAUCACUGGAAACUAGCGGAAAGAAACAAGGAGAAGCUCCUGAACUUAUUUUCAUAUCUUAUGCAAUAUUUAGAUACUCUCGCAUCUGUAAACAGUUUGAAAGAUACAGAAAAAUUCUUUAAAAUUUUUGAUAGACUUUGUCCACAUUUGUAUGAUCUAACUCAAGCGAAUCCUGUUGGUACCAAGAUUCAUUUACAAGAGAUUCUCAAACAAAAACAUGAUCAGUUUGAAAAUAACAUCAAGGUUUAUCCUGGACUUGACACGCUUUUCCUGUUCAAACUAGUAUCCAUUAUAUAUCCAACUUCAGAUUUUAGGCAUCCAAUUGUCACUCCAUGUUUAGUUUUUAUGUCGCAAAUUCUACUUAGGUGUAAAGUUAAAAAAAAGUCUGACAUUUCUAAAGGUCUUUUCGUUUGUACACUUAUUCUAGAGUAUACUGUACUCAGCAAAAGGUGGUCACCUGCAGUGAUAAAUUAUCUACGAGGAGUAAUUUAUGUGUCCUUACCAAAACCAUUUUCAAAAGUCAUCAAAGUUAUACCACCUUUCAAGUCAGUUGGUGAUACAAGUAACAUACUAGUUCUAGAGGAGAAUCACAAAAAAUCAGACAUUGAUCCAGCAACAGUCAAAAUGCAAAUAGAAGACUUGGUAGAAGUGGAGAUGGAUGAUGAUUACAGAUUGAGGACGUUUGUUACUGCUUUAAAUCUGUUGUGUGAAUUUGAAAAACAUUGUAGUGAACUGGAUGCUGCAUUUUCAAUUUUUGAACCUAUUUUAACGUUGUUUGAAUGUGGUUCUGUCAAGAGGUAUCCUAGUAAAGUCAGGGAAAAGGUUAAAACGUUAAUCGAUGAAUUGAAAACAUUGAAAGAAAAGGUAUUGGAACCUCUGGCUUAUGAUAAAAAGAAACCUAAAGCCCUAAGGAUGUACGAACCACGAAUUGAAGUUGUCCAUGACGGCAAGAGACACAAGCCUAUGUCCAAGGAGAAGGCCGAAAGAGAGAAACUACUCCAUAAAUUGAAGAAGGAAACAAAGAGUGCCAUCAGAGAGAUACGUAGGGAUAAUGACUUCAUUUCCAAGGUGAAGAUAAAGCAACAGAUUGCCAGCGAUGCUGAGCGCAAACGAAAGGUCAAGGAAAUCUUUGGUGAUGCUGCUAUGCAGCAAAGUGAAUUGAAGAAAUUCAAAAAGAAGAAAUAGAUUUAUUGUUGACACUAUUUAAAGCCCUGUAAAGUUUAUAAAUCAAAACCCGCUACCACAAAAUUGUUAUAGAUUUUUUAAAUAAAAAAAAAACAGAUUUUUUAA